CGAACAUCACAAAGGUUCCAAAUCGCAAAAGCUGGAUCUGGGAAAUUCUUCCCAUUAUCAGGCAAACUGGCUGUUGGGGUUCAAAGAUCGCCGGCCCGCUGCCACUGCAACGGAUUGGACGUGGGGUAAUCCUCGGGAUCGUCAAUGCCUGGCCCACUUUUAUUGAAAAAGAUCUACAGGCAAAGUAGAGAAUGCAAGUGGUGGAAGUUUUAUGGAAAUCCAGCUGAACAUGGGAGAGAGCACAUUAAUGAGCCUACUUUGGCAGCAGUGUCUGGUGAUGUCUCUUUCUCUCUCUCUCGGCUGUUCAGCUUUCCUGUUGGUCCCUUUCAGUCAGUAUUCUAUUGCCUUUUCCUGCCCAUUAUUUUUCUCAGUGCUACUCAAAGCCAGUGUGGUGUAGUGGUUAGAGUGCUGGACUACGACCUGGGAGACCAGGGUUCGAAUCCCCACAUAGCCAUGAAGCUCACUGGGUGACCUUGGGCCAGUCACUGCCUCUCAGCCUCAGGAGGCAAUGGUAAACCACCUCUGAAUACUGCUUACCGUGAAAACCCUGUUCAUAGGGUCACCAUAAGUCGGAAUCAACUUGAAGGCAGGCCAUUUACAUUUUUUACCCAAAUCAUGUGGUUCUUCCCUUCCAUGCCUCACCAUCCACCCCCAUGCACUCAUUCCUUCUGUUCUCUUUUACAUUGGAUUCAGGUGAGGCCACAGAUGUUUGCUGCAUCCCUGCGUGGAAUCAGCAACUGACUGGAUGAGGAUCAAUUAACUGAGAGUCAAUUCUGAAAGAUGAAGUUAUUCAAUCCAUCCUGGAUCAUGUUGCAUAAAAUAUCAAGUUUGUAGUCUGGGGGUGCUCCUUGUUCAGCUUCUAACUUGAGACCCAAGUGUUCUCAGUAGCUGGCAUGUCAGUAGCUGUCCUGAAACAAUCAGGAACCCAAUACAACUGGUACGGUACAGGUGUAAUAUGUUCUGAGUGCCUGGUCACAACAAGCAACAAGAGAGCUGCAUUCUGAGCUAUGUUUAAAGGCAGCCCCACGAAGAGCACUCUCAUUUGGUUGUAACCAGAGCAUAUAUAAGCAAAGUCCACUUUUGCUGCAGUUGCAGCUGGAGAACCAGACUUAGGACAAAAUCCAACUCGCAUUUACACUGGGCUUAGGGGAGUUGUAUGGAGUUGUAUGGAGGACCCCCAGCUGAGCUGGUAGGGUCUCUGCUCUGCCGGACUCUGCCAGUAGAGGCCCCUUGACCCAGCUCAGCCAGGGGUCUGCCAGGGAAGCCCAGCAUUGUGGAAGGGGUGCCGGUGGAAGCUGCAGUAAGGUCUCAAAAAGGGGCAUUCCAGGGCUAUGUUGGAAGAGGGGAGGGGACUUCCACAGCAUCCAACUACUGUUUGGAGUGCUCCUGUGGCUCCCGACAUGGGUCAAUGUUACAUCGAGAAAAAGCCUGUAACUUGGAAGUCUCUGGCAAUUACUUGUGCUAUUGGAGGAGGUUUGCUAGCAGCAAUGAAACUCUUCAAGAAAGAGAAAGAAGAAAAGUUGGAGAAGGAGCGAAAACGAUCUCUUGGAAAGCCAUUGUUGGGAGGCCAUUUUUCACUCAUUGAUCAUCAGGGACAGCCAAAAUCAGAUCAUGACUAUCUUGGCCAAUGGGUGUUAAUCUAUUUUGGUUUCACACAUUGCCCUGACAUUUGCCCAGAAGAACUGGAAAAAAUGGUUCUAGCUGUUGAUGAAAUUGAUGGGAUCCAGUCUCUGCCAAACAUCACUCCACUCUUCAUCUCCAUUGAUCCGGAGAGAGAUAGUAAAGAAGCUGUUGCUGCAUAUGUUCAAGAGUUUUCACCCAAGCUGAUUGGAUUGACGGGUACAAAAGACCAGAUUGAUCAGGUGGCUCGAGCCUAUCGUGUCUAUUAUAGCUCCGGCCCAAAAGAUGAAGACAAUGAUUACAUAGUGGAUCACACCAUCAUAAUGUACCUUGUUGGACCAGAUGGAGGUUUUGUUGAUUAUUAUGGCCAAAACAAGACGAAUUCUGAGAUUGCUGCGUCAAUCGCUGGACACAUGAGGCAAUAUAAACAGAACUAGGGGAUGGGAGGUUUCAGAUACAAGGAAAGCAAGCUGUUUAUCAGGCAGGCUGAUACUAAAAUGCGGCCAGUAAUGUGCAGGGAGAUGUGAUUAGUUGGAUGAAGUAUUGUGCAAGUAAUCUGUCUUGGCACCUUCCUUGUGCACUUGAAGUUUUAGCUAAGGCUGCAUCUACAGGCUAAGAUUCAAAUGGAUUAAAUAAGGAUCUGGAUGCUAUCCAACAAAAGUACUUGACCGAACAUUUUUCUCUCAGUGUGUUAAAGGCCUUUGGGGAUAAGAACAUAAGAACAUAAGAAGAGCCUGCUGGAUCAGGCCAGUGGCCCAUCUAGUCCAGCAUGCUGUUCUCACAGUGACCAACCAGGUGCCUGGGGGAAGCCCGCAAGCAGGACCCGAGUGCAAGAACACUCUCCCCUCCUGAGGCUUCCGGCAACUGGUUUUCAGAAGCAUGCUGCCUCUGACUAGGGUGGCACAGCACAGCCAUCACGGCUAGUAGCCAUUGAUAGCCCUGUCCUCCAUGAAUUUGUCUAAUCUUCUUUUAAAGCCAUCCAAGCUGGUGGCCAUUACUGCGUUUUGUGGGAGCAAAUUCCAUAGUUUAACUAUGCGCUGAGUAAAGAAGUACUUCCUUUUGUCUGUCCUGAAUCUUCCAACAUUCAGCUUCUUUGAAUGUCCACGAGUUCUAGUAUUAUGAAAGAGGGAGAAAACUUUUCUCUAUCCACUUUCUCAAUGCCAUGCAUAAUUUUAUACACUUCUAUCAUGUCUCCUCUGACCCGCCUUUUUUCUAAACUAAAAAGCCCCAAAUGCUGCAACCUUUCCUCGUAAGGGAGUCGCUCCAUCCCCUUGAUCAUUCUGGUUGCCCUCUUCUGAACCUUUUCCAACUCUAGAAUAUCCUUUUUGAGAUGAGGCGACCAGAACUGUACACAGUAUUCCAAAUGCGGCCGCACCAUAGAUUUAUACAACGGCAUGAUGAUAUCGGCUGUUUUAUUUUCAAUACCUUUCCUAAUUAUUGCUAGCAUGGAAUUUGCCUUUUUCACAGCUGCCGCACACUGGGUCGACAUUUUCAUCGUGCUGUCCACUACAACCCCGAGGUCUCUCUCCUGGUUGGUCACCGCCAGUUCAGACCCCAUGAGCGUAUAUGUAAAAUUCAGAUUGUUUGCUCCAAUAUGCAUAAUUUUACACUUGUUUAUAUUGAAUUGCAUUUGCCAUUUUUCCGCCCAUUCACUCAGUUUGGAGAGGUCUUUUUGGAGUUCUUCGCAAUCCCUUUUUGUUUUAACAACCCUGAACAAUUUAGUGUCGUCAGCAAACUUGGCCACUUCACUGCUCACUCCUAAUUCUAGGUCAUUA
Molecule: messenger RNA, 3395 nt
Organism: Rhineura floridana
Lineage: Eukaryota; Metazoa; Chordata; Lepidosauria; Squamata; Rhineuridae
Gene: SCO1
Product: protein SCO1 homolog, mitochondrial
Exons: 7
Coding region: 1332-2057 (241 amino acids)
Biological process (GO): mitochondrial respiratory chain complex IV assembly; intracellular copper ion homeostasis
Cellular component (GO): mitochondrial inner membrane
Molecular function (GO): copper ion binding; copper chaperone activity
Source: RefSeq, a predicted model, not a curated record